AUGAAUUUCUUCUCUUGUUUCCACGCAAAGAACCCAUUUUUAUCGUUUCCUGCUGCAAAAUACACCUUUUUAAAUCUUCCGUUACAGAUGGGUAGGGUGAAGUUGAAGAUUAAACGACUUGAGAGCACAGGGAACAGGCAAGUUACAUACUCUAAGAGAAAAAGUGGGAUCUUGAAGAAAGCUAAAGAGUUGUCGAUUUUGUGUGAUAUUGAUAUUGUCCUUCUUAUGUUUUCUCCUACCGGAAAACCAACCGUUUUUCAUGGAGAACACAGUUGCAUUGAAGAGGUUAUUUCUAAGUUUGCGCAAUUAACUCCACAAGAAAGGACAAAAAGGUAUGCUUUUUUUUUUGCUCGUUUACAGGCAUUAAAGAAGACUUUUAAGAAGCUUGAUCAUGAUGUAAAUAUACACGAGUUUUUAGGAGCAAGGAAUCAAACUAUAGAGGGUCUAAGUAACCAAGUAGCCAUUUCCCAAGCUCAGCUUAUGGAAUGUCAUAGGAGGCUAAGUUGUUGGACAAACAUUGAUAGAAUUGAAAACACUGAACACCUCAAUUUAUUGGAAGAAUCAUUGAGGAAAUCUAUUGAAAGAAUCCAGUUUCACAAGGAACAUUACAAAAAUAACCAACUUCUACCCUUAGAAUGUACAACAACACAGUUUCAUAGCGGGAUACAGUUGCCUUUGGGAAUGGAAGGUAAUAACACUAUGCAAGAAGCUCACUCCAUGUCCUGGCUUCCUAAUAACGAUAACCAGGAAACAAUAUUACCUGGUGAUCCCAGCUUCCUUCCUCAUAGAGAGAUGGAUGGUUUGAAUCCUGUUUACUCAAACGGCUUCUUUGAGUCUAUAAAACAAGAAGAUCAGAUGUGUAGCAACCGUGGGCAACAAUUUGAGCAAUUAGAACAACAAGGAAACGGUUGUUUGGGUUUACAACAAAUAGGGGAAGAAUUUUCAUAUCCUACACCAUUUGGUACUACUCUUGGAAUGGAAGAAGAUCUAGAAAAGAAGAUAAAAUCUGAAAUGGAAUUGAACAUCUUGCCACAACAACAACAACAACAACAGCAGCAGCAAGAUCCUUCAUCCACGUAUGAUCCAACUACCAAUAAUGGUGGAUGCUUUCAAAUCCCGCAUGAUCAAUCCAUGUUUGGCACUAAUCAUCAUCAGCAUUAUCAGCAUCAUCAAAAUUGGGUUCCAGAGUCAAUAUUUGGCCAGACAUCAUCAUACAACCAGCAAUCGCACUAA
Messenger RNA from Eruca vesicaria subsp. sativa (arugula), 1233 nucleotides. The record is from the annotation of a GenBank genome assembly. Lineage: Eukaryota; Viridiplantae; Streptophyta; Magnoliopsida; Brassicales; Brassicaceae.